AUGCUCAAUCACUUCUCAUGGCGGCACAUUCCGGCCCUCUUGACUGCGGCCCCUAUGUUCCUGGGGGGACUAUUUCAUGGUCUUCUUGAACCAAAAGCCGCCCUCCUCACAUGGGGUAUGGUGGAGGAGGUUGCUCAAUCACGCGAGGCUCAGAUUGUCUAUUACGGACACACGAUGAGAACUAGUACACUGGGCCUCUUGGUCUUUGCUUUCUAUGCUCAGGGCAAUCUCACUGCCGUCGACACAACAAUGUCAAUUAUGGGAAUCUAUUGCGGCAUUGCUGAUGUCUUGAUAAUCUGGUAUAAGGGAAACCGGGGUGUGAUUCCUGUACGACUUUUUAGCGUUCUAUGCAUUGGUGCAUGGGGACUCGCGGGUAUGACGGCUUCUUCCCUUCAAAAUUAG
Messenger RNA from Botrytis deweyae, 402 nucleotides. RefSeq lists its product as uncharacterized. The coding region runs from base 1 to 402 and encodes 133 amino acids. Lineage: Eukaryota; Fungi; Ascomycota; Leotiomycetes; Helotiales; Sclerotiniaceae. The record is from RefSeq and is a predicted model, not a curated record. The transcript has a single exon.